This is a messenger RNA of Rhizophagus irregularis DAOM 181602=DAOM 197198, 1065 nucleotides long. RefSeq lists its product as uncharacterized. The record is from RefSeq and is a predicted model, not a curated record. NCBI's taxonomy places the organism in Eukaryota, Fungi, Glomeromycota, Glomeromycetes, Glomerales, Glomeraceae.
GUAAAUGCAAAAUAAUAAUUAAAAUUUGCUUUUUUUAAAAAGAAUUCUCCUAUAAUUAUUAGUCACCAAACUACCUUUAAAUAAUUUUUAAAAUGGAUUGUAUUAAUAAUAUCAAUGUGUUUUGCGAUAGCUUUCGGGAAGGGAAUAUGAUCCUUUAUAAACAUUAUGACGACGAUAACAGCACGGUAUUUCGAUUUCGAAACAAGCAUACGGUGGGGCGUGGAUUCGGUGGGGUUAGCACGUUGGGUCUUCUUCCCAAGCUUGAUGUCUCUAAUAUCUACGCUAUAGUUAUAAAAUUUCAAGAUAGAAACGUAGAAGAAGCAUGCACAUUAUUAGAAAAUUAUGAAAUUCCCGCUCAACAAAUGAUUCAAGAUAAUAAAAAGUCAGUGAAAGGUGAAAAUUUUAUCAACUUUCUUAAACAAAUGGAAUUUUACGUGAAAAAAGAGAAGCAUAACUUUUUUACGUCAUAUUUGGUAACUAUUAAAAAGUCUCCUGAUGAUGAACCAAGACAUGAAUCCUUGGAAAAUUGGUAUCAUCGUAAAAUUAAAAAGGAAUUAGGCUUGGAUAGUAUUGGUUCUUUUGGUGCCACGAUUGCGCAAAGUAUUCUUAUUGGCUUUCUUGGCGAUCAAAUCAGUAAUAUAUAAUCUUAAUAUAAUUACAUUUUUUAUAUACAAUACAACCGUUUGUAAAUUAGUAAAUUAUAUAUUUACAUUGUAUAGUUCAGUUAAACCCUUUUUUAAAUUAGUAAAUAUAUUUACAUUAGUUUUAUAGUUCAUAUUAUUUGAGCUAAAACCUUUUUUUUUAUCAUUAUAUAUUAAAUAUUACUUUGCAGAAACCUGGUGUUUUUGCAACCUAACAGUCACGUGCUUGACACCAAUCUUGUGAUGACAUUUUUUGCUAAGUUUUCGAUGAAAACCAGUCUUGAAAUAGUAGCGAGUUGGAUCGACUAAUUUGCUUAAGAUGCAAAAAAUAUUUUUUUUUUUUGUUUUGUAUUAAAAUAGUUCUUUUUUGAAGUGUUAAAAAUUCGUGAAAUUAAAUGUGAAUAUAAAAUUUAUAAACAAUAAA